UUUGAGUCCAAGGACAUUCUUGGCUCGGGCCGUUACGGACAAGUUGAUCGAGUUCUCAGCCUCGUCAGUUACAAGGAGUAUGCAUGGAAACGAAUCCACCGCGGUUUACCUUUUGGUCAUACAUGGACGCGAGAGACCGGUGUAGCCUAUAUCAAAGAGAUCAGCAUCCUGAAAAACCUUAGGCACAAACACGCAGUCCAACUCACCGGGACCUACACUGAUUCCUCCUAUUUCUGUUUUAUCAUGUCCCCUGUGGCUGAUAUGAAUUUAUCAACGUACCUCUCAGAGUCGCCUAUACCAACAUCUUUGGCAAAAAAAGCCACGCUUCAAACGUUCUUUGGAUGCCUUGCAUGCGCCGUCCGGUAUCUCCACGACAAAAAGGUUCGUCAUAGGGAUAUAAAGCCGCAAAAUAUCCUCGUAAAGGGGACGAACAUACUACUGACAGACUUCGGCAUUUCCAAAGAAUAUGAUGAAAUCCAGAGUGCAACAUCCGGCCCCGCAACUUUCUCGUCGCGGUACUGCGCUCCAGAGGUUUUCCUCCAAGCAUCGCGCGAUUGGUCGUCGGAUAUCUGGUCUCUGGGAUGUGUGAUUCUUGAGAUCAUU
Molecule: messenger RNA, 603 nt
Organism: Mytilinidion resinicola
Lineage: Eukaryota; Fungi; Ascomycota; Dothideomycetes; Mytilinidiales; Mytilinidiaceae
Product: kinase-like protein
Exons: 1
Biological process (GO): protein phosphorylation; mitotic DNA damage checkpoint signaling
Cellular component (GO): cytoplasm; nucleus
Molecular function (GO): protein serine/threonine kinase activity; ATP binding
Source: RefSeq, a predicted model, not a curated record